Oncorhynchus mykiss (rainbow trout) is the source of this 4500-nucleotide messenger RNA. RefSeq names its product multiple C2 domains, transmembrane 2a (gene mctp2a). Gene Ontology annotation, molecular function: calcium ion binding. The record is from RefSeq and is a predicted model, not a curated record. Gene Ontology annotation, cellular component: synaptic vesicle membrane. NCBI's taxonomy places the organism in Eukaryota, Metazoa, Chordata, Actinopteri, Salmoniformes, Salmonidae. Gene Ontology annotation, biological process: regulation of neurotransmitter secretion.
GCGUAAAAUUCCCUGCUGCUUUAACAAGUUAGGGCAGGUUCUGACCGCAGAAUAUGCACAUUUCUGCAUAUGCAGAAACAGGUGAGUGACGUAGCACCCAAAAUGGCAGGGAAUAUUGUACGCUAACCCUAACCCUAUAAAGGUGUGUAAUAAUUUAACCUUUUGUUUUUUUGAAAACAAUGCCUCGCUGGUAUGAAAGAUACACUCCUUAUGUUUCCAAAAAGGUACCACAGGCAAUGUGUGUUCACACUCAGACCGACUGUCAGAGCUCUUCACAAAAAUUCCCUGGUAAGAAGAUACCUUCAUCGAUAUGUGCUAAAGGUAGUUUGCAUCUAUGAAUGGGGUAAGUAAAGACAUAGAAGCCUGUUCACCACUUAAACCUGCUGUUGGUGGACAGGAAGCAUUACCUUGUGAUGAAACUCACCUGGUUGGGCCAUGAACAUUAAAAGGGUGGAACUGGUGUGGCCUGUUUGGCGUUGUUGUUUCUCUCCACCAAUUGUCAAACCUGUCUUGAAGCAAGAGCAUGUAUUUAUAAGUUCCUUCACAAGUGACUUCCUCAUUUUCACCAUACUGUUGUCUGAUGACUGUCAACUCACUAACUCUCUGGAAAUUUCAAACAACAUACUUGGAACAUAUUUAUAUUUCCUUUCUGUAAGGUCGUGAAGCAGCGGUGUACUGUCUAAACAGGUGUAGCCUGUGCUCUGCAUCUCUCAGCAUGGGCCCCAAGAAGAAAAGUGUCUGGGAGAACCUGCGUGAGAAGACCAAGACCCAGUUUAACAACAUAAAGAAGAAGACAACCCCGGGGAAGCUGGAUGAGAAAAAGCCCAAGCCCCUGCAUUAUAGACGCAGUAUGUCAGUGCCGGAUCUGAGAAUGAGUGCACCUGUGGAGACACAAACUCUCUAUGAUGAAUCAGAAGAGGAGGACAUGGCAACCUUUAUGGGCAGAAUCCACAUGCCAUCAGACAAAUGGAACACACCUGCAGAGAGAUCAACUUCUUCUGCUUCUUCUACUUCAGCAGAAAGAGUAAAAAUACCAGCUGACAGAGGGAACUCACCCGUACCUACCCCGAAAUCAAAUGCUCCAAAUAUACAUGUGUGCACAACAAGAUUGACUUCAUCAGUGGAGGGAAUUAAUGUUUCUACAGAAAGAUUGCUCUUCUCUGAAGACAGAGUGGCUGCUAGGGACCGAGACAGAUUGAACAUCCCUCCAGAUAGAUGGUCUCUGCCAGUGAACAGGGUGGACAGGAUGGGCACCCCUGCUGACAGCAUGGACGGUUCUGCGUGUGGAACCCCAUUAGAGAAAGAACCCUACAUGUUCUGGCCCACUGACUCUGAGGACUUGGAUAUGCCAGAGCCCCCCGUAUCCACAGACAUCAGAGACAUCUUCUGCAGGGAGCUUCAGGAAGACAUUGAGUUACCCAACGAGCACAAUGACUUCUAUGCCCAGCCCUUGCAGGAUCAAGCAGGCAACAAUGCUAUGGCAGCAGAGAGCCAACCUGGUCCUAUUCAGAAGUACCUCCUCACUGUCAACCUGAAGGAGGGCAGGAACCUGGUCAUCAGAGACCGUAACGGUACAAGUGAUCCUUAUGUCAAGUUCAAACUGGAAGGAAAGACGUUUUACAAAAGCAAAGUUGUGUAUAAGAACCUGAAUCCAAAAUGGAGUGAGUCCUUCUCUUUCCCCCUGCAGGAUUGGGAGCAGGUUGUCGACGUGAGGGUCUAUGAUAAGGACCGUACCUCUGAUGAAUUCAUGGGUUCCAGCACAAUUGUGAUCAAAAACCUUGAAUUAGACAAGACCAGUGAGAUGGUGCUAAUUCUGGAGGACCCCAGCAGUCUGGAGGAUGACAUGGGCGUCAUCGUCAUUGACACAUGCCUGACUUUCAGAGAUGCUACGAUCAAAAGUCCAAAACGGCACCAGAAAAAUAGAAGAAGAUUUAGGGGAGGCCAGAACCAGAAGGGGGACCAGCCCCAGGAUAAGGACCAGACCCAGGGUUCAGCUGAGGCCACCAAUAUGAGCCAGCUGUGGAGUGGCGUGUUUAGUAUUACCCUGUUAGAGGGACAGGACAUGCCUGAAUACGGCCAGGGGGACGUCUAUGUGCGUUACAGACUGGGAGAGCAGAAGUACAAGAGCAAGAACCUGCGCAUUCAGGCCAACCCUCGGUGGAGGGAGAAGUUUGACUUCAACAAGUAUGAGAACUGGCUGGAGCCACUGAAUGUGGAGGUGUUUGUUAAGAGAGGCAGGAAGAGUGAGGAAUCCUGGGGAAUGUUUGAGGUGGACCUGUCCAAGCUGCCAGUAAACACACAGCAGCUCUACACACAAGCCCUGGACCCAGGCAAAGGCAGGCUGAUAUUACUGGCCACCUUCAACCCCUGCAGUGAGGUCUCCAUAUCAGACAUUAACAAACCUCCCCUGGAACAGCCAGACGAGAGGGACCAAAUACUGGAGAAAUAUAGUUUGAAGAACUCUCACAAAGGUGUGAGGGAGGUUGGCUUCCUUCAAGUCAAGGUUUUCAAUGCAACAGAUCUCACAUCAACUGAUCUCAAUGGGAAAAGUGAUCCAUUCUGUGUACUGGAGCUGGGGAACAGCAGGCUACAGACUCACACCAUCUACAAAACACUCAGCCCUGAGUGGAACAAAGUCUUUACAUUCCCAGUAAAGGACAUCCAUGAUGUGUUGGAGCUGAAGGUCUUUGAUGAAGACGGAGACAAAGCCCCAGACUUUUUGGGCAGAGUGGCCAUUCCACUACUCUCUGUUCAGAAUGGACAGCAGGUCACCCGAGGGUUGAAGAAUGAGAACUUAAGGGGUCCAGCCAAAGGGACCAUCUCACUGGUGAUGGAGGUCCACUAUAACCCAGUUAGAGCCGGCAUCAAAACCUUCAAACCAAAAGAGGAGAAAUUCAUGGAGGACAACAGAAAAUUCUCCAAAAAGGUCCUUGCCCAGAAUAUCUACCGAGUUCGGAAAAUCACCCUGGCAGUGCUGCAUACGUUACAGUACAUUAAAAGCUGUUUUCAGUGGGAGAGCAGGCAGCGGAGUAUAAUAGCCUUCCUGACCUUCAUGGUGAUGGUGUGGACCUGGGAGCUCUUUAUGAUGCCCAUCUUCCUGCUGCUGCUUAUCGGCUGGAACUACUUCCAGGUCACCCCGGGGAGGGUCAGCAGCAAUCAGGACCUGACAAACAUGAACAUGACCGAUGAUGAGGAGGAAGAUGAGAAGGAAUCUGGGAAAAAGGGACUGAUGGAGAAAAUCCAUAUGGUUCAAGAGAUCAUCAUCACUGUCCAAAACAUUUUGGAUGAAAUCGCAUGCAUAGGGGAAAGAGUCAAGAACACAUUCAACUGGUCUGUGCCCUUCCUGUCCUGCCUGGCCUGCUUGGUUCUCUUUGUGGCAACAGCAGCAUUAUACUACAUCCCACUGCGCUACAUUAUCUUCAUAUGGGGCAUUAACAAAUUUACCAAGAAGCUGCGCAACCCGUAUGCCAUUGACAAUAAUGAAAUACUGGAUUUCAUCAAGAGGGUGCCCUCUGAUGUUCAAAAGGUGCAGUACAGCGAGCUGAGAGCGCCCAGCGUCCAGAGCCCACCACGAAGGAGAAGGUAAGCCCCUUGGACGUGCUGGAUGAAAGGACCAGGCUCCUUCUGAAAAUGGCACGGCCCAGUCUGCUACGAUGACAACGCUCCAGUGCCAGCAGAACCUGCGACCCCUUAUCCCCCUGCUCCCCCCUCUCCCCUGCCCCGUGCUGCAGGGGUGCAGUCAGCCGCUCUCCCACUUGUGUUUCUGCCACCCCCCUGACAGGGGCUGUGCACUGCACCGGGCUAGGAGGGCAGCACAUGGAGCUGUCAAUCAUAGAGCCAGAGACACCAUCCGCCCACUCCGGCCCAGCUUGCAUCCAUUCAUGCAUUUUAUAAAAAGAAUGAGAGCUAGAGUUUGGUUUAACUCAAACCACUGCUGUUUUGCUUUUAUAGAUUUGAAUAGUAACACCUUGAUCAGACUUAACAGCCUCAUUGCAUCAAGGCUGCGUAAAAUAUUCUGCAGUCAAACUUUUUUCAUUAUGUAAUCCAACAUUUGUGCUGGAAGUGUAUGCAACAAAAGUUAAACAUUUCCCUUUUGCUACUAUUUCUGUCAAGUCUAUGCAUACAAUUUGAUGUUUACAUUGUAUUUAUCCAACAUAUGCACCACACGGAGCACACUGCAACUGCCUCUGCAACGCAAUGCUGCAAGUCAAACACAGCGUUACAUUGGAAAUUAAUGUACUUCUGAUGUACAAAAUGCGCCUUCGGUCAGAUCAAGGCGUUCAACUGAACUGUUGCAAUGCUUUGACUCAUUUACAUUUUCAUUUCAUAUAAGGUCAAAUACAAUACUGUAAAUGUGCUAAAUCCAGUUAUUACUUUGUGGUCACAUUUAUUUAUUAUUAUUAUAUAUAUUUUUUAUUAACCCCCCUUGUUUAUUUAUUUACAGCUUUUCUGCUACAAUUAACAAAUCAAAUCAAAUUGUAUUUGUCACAUGCGCCAAGU